AUGGUGAUGGAAAUCACCCAAUUACUUUUGAAUGCUCAAUCAGUCGAUGGGCAAGUCCGGAAGCUUGCUGAAGAUAACCUUAAACAAUUUCAGGAUCAGAACCUCCCAAGUUUCUUGCUUUCGCUUGCUGGAGAGCUAGCCAAUGAAGAAAAGCCAGCUGACUCGCGAAAAUUAGCGGGUCUUAUUCUUAAAAAUGAAUUAGAUGCUAAGGAACAACCUAGAAAGUUUGAGCUUAUACAGAAAUGGGUGUCUUUAGAUGUGGGAUUGAAGAAUCAAAUUAAGGCAUUCUUGUUACAGUCCUUGUCUUCUCCUGUUCAUGAUGCCCGCUCAACUGCAUCUCAGGUAGUUGCUAAGGUUGCUGGUAUUGAGUUGCCCCACAAACAAUGGCCAGAGCUGAUAGGAUCACUGUUAGGAAACAUUCACCAACUUCCACCUCAUGUCAAACAAGCAACUUUGGAGACCCUUGGGUAUUUGUGUGAGGAGGUCUCUCCUGAUGUGGUAGAGCAGGAUCAUGUGAAUAAAAUCCUCACUGCCGUCGUUCAAGGUAUGAAUGCAAAUGAAACAAACAAUGAAGUAAGGCUUGCUGCUACGCAUGCAUUAUAUAAUGCUUUGGGCUUUGCUCAGGCUAAUUUUAACAAUGAUAUGGAGAGAGAUUAUAUCAUGAGAGUUGUCUGUGAGGCGACAUUGUCACCUGAUGUGAAGAUUCGACAGGCAGCUUUUGAAUGUUUGGUUGCAAUUUCUUCCACAUAUUAUGAGAAGCUGGCUCCUUACAUUCAGGACAUAUUUAAUAUUACAGCAAAGGCAGUGAGGGAAGAUGAAGAGCCAGUUGCUCUUCAAGCUGUUGAGUUUUGGAGCUCUAUAUGUGAUGAGGAAAUUGAUAUUCUUGAAGAAUAUGGAGUUGAUUUCACGGGUGACUCUGAAAUUCCUUGCUUUUAUUUUAUCAAGCAGGCUCUCCCUGCUUUGGUCCCCAUGUUGCUGGAGACACUUCUCAAGCAAGAAGAGGAGCAAGAUCAAGAUGAGGGAGCUUGGAAUAUUGCUAUGGCUGGGGGAACUUGCCUUGGGCUUGUUGCAAGAACUGUUGGAGAUGAUAUUGUGCCUCUUGUGAUGCCAUUUAUUGAAGAGAACAUCACGAAGCCUGAUUGGAGGCAACGAGAGGCUGCCACCUAUGCCUUUGGAUCAAUUUUGGAGGGUCCAUCCCCUGACAAGUUGACUGCAAUUGUCAAUGUUGCUUUGAACUUCAUGCUCACUGCAUUGACAAAAGAUCCUAACAGCCAUGUUAAGGACACCACAGCGUGGACUCUUGGACGAAUUUUUGAAUUUCUUCAUGGAUCAGCGGUGGAAACUCCAAUUAUCACGCAUGCAAAUUGCCAGCAGAUUCUUACGGUUUUAUUGCAAGCCAUGAAGGACACUCCUAAUGUUGCUGAAAAAGCCUGUGGUGCUCUCUAUUUCUUGGCCCAAGGUUAUGAGGAUAUUGGUUCGUCUUCACCCUUGACUCCUUACUUCCAGGAGAUUGUCCAGUCCCUUCUUACUGUUACCCACAGAGAAGAUGCUGGGGAAGCGCGAUUGCGGACUGCUGCUUAUGAAACUCUAAAUGAAGUAGUCAGGUGCUCAACUGAUGAAACUGCUCCCUUGGUUUUGCAACUAGUUCCUGUAAUUAUGAUGGAGCUUCAUAAAACACUUGAAUCACACAACCUUUCACCUGAUGGGAAACAGGGAGAACUGCAAGGUCUUUUGUGCGGUUGUCUUCAGGUUAUUAUUCAGAAGCUUGGGGCAGCAGAACAACCUAGAGCUAUGCUUUUGCAGUACGCUGAUCAAAUCAUGCAACUAUUCUUAGGAGUGUUUGCUUGUAGAAAUGCCACAGUACAUGAAGAGGCCAUGCUAGGAAUUGGUGCUCUUGCCUAUGUCACAGGUCCUGAAUUUGCCAAAUACAUGAAUCAGUUCUACAAGUACUUGGAAAUGGGUCUUCAAAACUUUGAAGAAUACCAAGUUUGUGCUGUCACCGUUGGUGUGGUGGGAGAUUUAUGCAGGGCGUUGGAAGAUAAGAUUCUGCCUUAUUGUGAUGGGAUUAUGACACAACUCCUUAAGGACUUGUCAAGCAAUCAACUUCAUCGUUCAGUAAAGCCUCCUAUUUUCUCAUGCUUUGGGGACAUAGCUCUUGCGAUAGGAGAGAAUUUUGAGAAAUAUUUGAUGUACGCCAUGCCAAUGCUUCAGAGUGCAGCGGACUUGUCUGCUCACACAGCUGGUGCUGAUGAUGAGAUGCUCGAGUACACUAAUCUUUUGCGGAAUGGAAUUUUGGAAGCUUAUUCUGGAAUCCUUCAAGGAUUUAAAAACACUUCGAGAACCCAACUUCUGCUAACUCAUGCACGUCAUAUUCUUUCCUUCAUAGAUAGCAUAUACCAGGAGAAAGCUAUGGAUGAUGCUGUCAUGAAGACUGCCAUCGGAGUGCUUGGUGACCUUGCAGACACACUUGCAACUAGUGCAGGCCCCUUAAUCCAGCAGUUUCCAUCAUGCCGGGACUUGCUUAAUGAAUGCUUGUUGUCUGAUGAUCAUUCAAUUAAGCAAUCUGCUGAAUGGGCCAAGUUGGCUGUUAGUCGAGUGAUAUCCAUUUGAGGCUUGGUCUCCUGUUUGGUAUAUUCUUUUACUUUUAGAAGUCCCUGCAUGCAUUGGGUGUCGAGUUGGGUCCGGGGGUUUGGGGUUGCAUACACAAGUGUCGGGUCGUCACCAGUCAGACAACUGAAGCUGUCAGGUCCUUUUGCUCUGGUCAUUAAGGAGGUGGUGGAUAGUCGGAAACAUUUCAGGGGCCUCUGCUUGAAAGUUUUUAACCAAUCAAGCUAAGUGCCGAAGGAUGAAUAUGGGAGAGACAUGUAUGUCUUUUGAGUCUGAAAUGUCAAAACUGAUCAAAAAUCAUGCCGAAAGCGUGGUUGCCUGAUUUCCGGUCCAUGGUCCCCUCUACUAAUUUUGAAAAGGGAUAUUCCCUUGUUUGCCCUGGUGUUUCCUAUCGUCUCUAAAUGUUACAAUGUGAAUAUCUGGAAGUCAGAUGAUGAUUACAGCAGAGGGUCAAUGCAGGUUCAAAGAUAUGUUCAAAUGACCACCAGUGGUUUAACAUAGAAUUUCCUCCCCCCUUCACCAAGUAUUUUUUUAUUAUAAUUUUUUCCUUCCCCCAUUUUUCAUUUUCUUCAUAUUUGAUCUUUUAAUUUUUGGUUUUCCCCCCUUUUUUUGAGUCCUGCAUGGUUUGUAGUCCAUCAGUUCAGCCAACAGUUGUGUUGCAUUUGCGUCUCAUCAUAUUUUGUCUUUUUUUUUUUUUUUUUUUUUUUUUUUUUUUUUUGUAUACUCUUCAUGUGGUCUUUUUGAUCACCCACAUACGAUGAAAGCAUCACAUUAUUAUUAUUAUUAUUAUCAUUAUGCAUUAUUUCAAUGAUAUUUUGGGUUUAAGCACUACUGCUUGAUCAAAUUCGUUUUGGUCGAUUGUUCUCAUUCAUGAUCAAGCAUGUCUGUUACUUGGAAUCUUGGAUUUUGCAGUGGAGUACAGGAAUUUUUAGUUGCGUAAAUUAUUUCCAGAUUUUGUCGUCUUUAAAGGCGAAACGUGUAACUUGUGGGCUUCCUAUAGUUAUCAUGUUAUAAACAUAUUAUGGAAACUGGGUCUUUAAUUUGGACCCCGUAUUUUUCUCUCCAAGUUGUAUGAUGUUAUACUUGUGAGAUUGAACAAAGAAGUCUCUUAAGUAUUUUUUAUAUAAUAUAUGCUAUCCAGAUUUUAUCAUGUAAAGCUGGUAUUUGUAAUUGAGGAUAAGUUUAUCUA
Chenopodium quinoa (quinoa) is the source of this 3796-nucleotide messenger RNA. RefSeq names its product importin subunit beta-1-like. Gene Ontology annotation, cellular component: cytoplasm; nucleus. Gene Ontology annotation, molecular function: small GTPase binding; nuclear import signal receptor activity. Gene Ontology annotation, biological process: protein import into nucleus. Bases 1 to 2610 code for a protein of 869 amino acids. The transcript has 2 exons. NCBI's taxonomy places the organism in Eukaryota, Viridiplantae, Streptophyta, Magnoliopsida, Caryophyllales, Amaranthaceae. The record is from RefSeq and is a predicted model, not a curated record.